Molecule: messenger RNA, 415 nt
Organism: Gossypium raimondii (Peruvian cotton)
Lineage: Eukaryota; Viridiplantae; Streptophyta; Magnoliopsida; Malvales; Malvaceae
Product: arabinogalactan protein 23
Exons: 2
Coding region: 107-343 (78 amino acids)
Source: RefSeq, a predicted model, not a curated record
GCAAUAACAAAGCAAAUAAUAACUAUCACCGGCGGAUCCCCAUUCUCCAGCAAUUAAACGCAGGUCUCAUUCAUUUCCGGUGCGUUUAAUAAUCCCUUUCUACGCCAUGGACAUGAAGAAGGUCUCCACCGCCAUCAUUGUUGCUGCCGCCUCAAUGAGCGCCGUCAUGGCCGCAGAUGCACCUGCUCCUUCCCCUUCCGCAGGUGGUUCUAGCCCUAGCUCCUCUCCCGCUUUCGCCCCAGCAGCAGGCCCGGAUUCCAGCGUCGCUGCCGCCACUUUGCCUGUUCUUGGAUCAUUGGUUGGGGCUUCCAUUGUUUCUUUGUUUUCUUACAUUCUCCAGUAAGCUGAUAAAUGUAUGAAAGUAAAAGAAUAUACGCGAUGAAUAUUCAAAAUUAAUAUAUGGAGCUUUGAUCAA